This is a messenger RNA of Dicrocoelium dendriticum, 1971 nucleotides long. The record is from the annotation of a GenBank genome assembly. NCBI's taxonomy places the organism in Eukaryota, Metazoa, Platyhelminthes, Trematoda, Plagiorchiida, Dicrocoeliidae.
AUGACGUUGGUAAUACUCAUUUUAACUGUGUUAUUUUUCGCGGUCCCACAAUCCAGUGGACGACCAGAGAAAUUCAAUACGACUUUCAUCAGGCCUAUCGCGUCUUUCAACCCUGUAAUUUUGGGAGACCAGAUUAACACUAACAUAGUUUCACUAACCGAAGCACUGAAAAAUCCUCAGUCCGAAGAUUUGGAUGCCGUUGUUCAAGGAAAAGUUGGUCCACCCGUGAACGCAGACGAAGGUGAAUACACUAUCGAUUACAUUGCAUUUCUGGGGUUCCCGAAAGGUGAGACGACGGUAUGGACAUUGUCCCAAUGGGAACAAUCUGUGAUAAUUUCCGAUUGCACCAGUUUAUUUAAGAAACCCAUUGAACAUGAAGGAGGCUUACCUUAUGUGCAAAAUCGUAUGGAUUACCUUAUGUUCGGUAGCUGGAAUUAUGAAGUAACUACAUAUACAUGUGUGCUAGACAUACACACAGUUGGCCUGGCUAUAGUUGUGUACAUCCCAGAAACUAGCACUGGAAAUGAAGAAUCCACUGAGGUGCAGCUCAAGCGUGUAUUUAUCAAGAGCUUUGAAGCGCGCCUUGCCACCACCAUCCGCGAAACCAAGCAUGGGGUUGACGGGUAUACCAGCACUUGGCAAAAUACUAUACACACUCAGCGGAUUGCGCUAUUGCACAUCCUGGGGUGUACUAACGUAACGAUUGGCAAGACUGCGGAGAUGAUCGGUCACAGACCACCAAAGAAUGUCACGCUCAGAUGUUUCUUCAAAAGUGAUCAGACCUCAGCGUAUGUGCCGGCCCCAGACAGGUUUAUAUACGAUAAGGAAGAGAAUGGUGGGAGCGCCUUGGUUUUUCGUCUAGUUAACACGCAAUAUACAGAUACAGGUUUUUACAAAUGCAAUAUAUCGGAAUACUGUGAGCAAUGUAAGCCGACAGCUGGCCUCCCUCCAAGACACUUGCUAGUCUUACCAGAAAAAGAUAACGUCCAGAUACAUCUGAGUAUGCAGCCAUUUCCGGAGAAUAUGACAUCGUUCGAAUCUUUCAGUCAGGUAGCGCCUCAUAUUGGACAAUAUAUCAAACCCAAUCAAGCCGUCUACGUAUUGUGCACAGCUGACUUAAUUCCAUAUGGCCGUAUGGAAUUAACCUGCGAAGCUCACGAUUAUCAUCUUCACAAAUACAUCCCUUGGAGUGUUCGUGUGCUGAAAGACUGGAGCGUGAAAGGGCGUAACGGAUCACAAAAAAUGUACAGCUACUUACUGCAAGCACCCGAGGCAAGCGCAACCAUAGACGCUCUUAUAUUGAACUGUAACCUAACGUAUUAUCUAGAGUCGGUUCCCACGCACUCCCUACUGCCCAGCGAAACGUUGCAGCAGGUCGCCGUUGUCACAGUUAAAAUGCAUCAUGACGUAGCAGCGCAAUUGUUCCCAUUGCAUGUGCGAUCCAGUUUGCCCGAACUACUCUCAAACUGGAAGCCAGUAAGUAGCCCACGGGACAGCAUGAGUGCGGUACAAUUCCAUCAAUCGGCACCCUCCAGAAGGUUGGAAGAAGCGAUUGUCUACAUCCACCGUUUAGACAGCUUGGGAAUGCCGAACGGUCGAACAAAAACACUUGCUCUAUUUAAAACCGGAUUCAAGUUGGAGUUUGAUGAGUGCAUCUUAACACAAACGACAAACAUCGAUGCAACUGAGGUACCUGCCGACGUUCAGAGGACGAGAACAUUUCACGAAAGUGGUGGGCGCGGUUUUGUCAACGUAACAUUUCUGUGCACGUUACAACCACAGCAUGUCGCGCUCAUUUUUGUUGUUUACAAUGUGGAGCUCGGCCUAAAGCAACCGGACGAUUUACCCCCAGAUGUUUCAGCAGGAAUAUCUGCAAAUGUGCUCCAGUGGUUGGUCAAUUCGUCAGACCCAACUCCACUCCAAUGGCCCAAGUUGUCCGGCCUACGCGGAUCGUAUGAAGCAAUCAAACUG